Saxophila tyrrhenica is the source of this 609-nucleotide messenger RNA. RefSeq names its product 39S ribosomal protein L51, mitochondrial (gene MRPL51). Gene Ontology annotation, cellular component: mitochondrial large ribosomal subunit. The record is from RefSeq and is a predicted model, not a curated record. Gene Ontology annotation, biological process: mitochondrial translation. Bases 1 to 609 code for a protein of 202 amino acids. Lineage: Eukaryota; Fungi; Ascomycota; Dothideomycetes; Mycosphaerellales; Extremaceae. The transcript is spliced from 3 exons. Gene Ontology annotation, molecular function: structural constituent of ribosome.
AUGGUGGAUGUGGUGUUAGAGGUGGAGAUCGUGGUCGAAAGCAAGGAGGUCUUCAAGGUCUUGGCGUCCGCUAGCGCGAUAUGGAUCGAGGCUCUCGAACAUCCCAUCUCGAGUUUGUACCUCACUUCCAUGCGAAGAGGAAAUGGCUCGAUAACAUCAAUCGCGACAACACAUAGGAGAAGCACAAUAGAUCAUGACGGUCCAGGCAUUGCGCGCCGUCUCAAAGGCGCAGGCGCAUUCGUUCUCCAAUGCAAGCGCCUCGAGUUCCACUACUGCGAUUGGGCUGGUAGCAGUCGCGGCAUGAACGCCUUCCUCCAAACCAAACUCCCUGCCUUCGCCCGCGAGAACCCCGGCGUCGAAGUCUCUGUCUCCCCUCGACCUGGCAAACACCCUGUCAUCCGCGGCCACUUCAUCAACGGCCGGGAGAAGGCUAUUUGCGUUCGCAAUAUGACGCCCCACGAGAUCCUCGACAAGGCACUGUAUAUGAGGAGCAACAGCGGCGAGAAGAUGAACAAGGGCACGAAGGCGGGCAGGAAUGUGGUGCGGUCCAACAACGAGAGUGUGAGGGGUGUAUGGGAUCCGUAUCACGGGACUGCAUUCAAGGUGUAG